ACGGCAACAGUCUGCUCAGCUUCGCCGGCCGCCAUUUACCUCCGCACGAUGACGGGAGCUCCGAGGCAUCCCUGCCCCACCGCCCCGUCCAAGCUGCCCGUGCGCAUGCCGCCUCGUCUGGUACGCGCCGUGCUGACACCGCAGUCACCGCUGCGGCCUCUUCGUCUACCAGGAACAUGCCUGCUUCUGCCGGCGCGUACUCCAUGGCCCGCCCGGCCGGGGCUCGUCCUUCUACCCUCAACGACUCCGCCAUUGCCCGUGACGGGGCCAAGGGCGGAGCGGCGGGGUCUGGUCGUCUUUUAGGCAUCGGCACCAACACGGCCCGGUCUGGGGGUCUGGGUGGUGCUUCGGCGUCAACCGCCGGUGCACCCGCCGCCCGGGCGCACGGGGCAGCAAGCGUCGGCGGGAGCGGUGCGCGCGGGAUCAUCGUCGACCGAGCCUCGACGGCAGAUGAGCUUCACCGCAUCAUCAAGCCAGCCACCCCCUUGGUCAAGGCCGCGCUUUGUGGGAUGCUAAUGUACAAGACGGCACCCUCUAUGUACUCGGCGAUCAAACCCGACAGCGACAACGGCAGUGGCAACAACGGAUCGAGGGAGAAGGUGAAGGGAGAGAGGUCUACGAACGGUGUCAUCAACCGGAUCAUGGUCACGUACAGCUACGCCUUCGUGGGCGACGCCAAGAAGCGCUUCUCGGAGGGGAAGCUUCCGAGCGCGAGGAACAACCCCUUCGUCGCCGUCGGCGCCAUGGUCUACCCCAAGGCUCAGUCCGGCGCAAAGACAUGGGAACGUGAGUUCAUAGACGGCGUUACCACGGCAAGGGCUGGUGUACAUUCCGACGCGCGGAAGGCAAUGGUGACCCUCUGCCUCCACCUCGUCCGCAUCGCAGCGAAGAGCCACCCUGACCUACGCCACCUGCCGGACCUGUUCCGUGCGGCCAAGGCUGCGAUGAGGGACAUGGAGCUGAAGGACAGGUUUGUCAAGGCCAUGGACUCCAUCCUCCACAAGAUUAUCUCAGCACACAGCGCGUCGGCACGUAGGGACCUGCGCCCGAUGCAUGUAUUCGGAGGAGACAAGCUCGUCUCGGACUUCACGCAGCAGGUGAUCAUCCCCCUGGCCCUCGACGCUCUCUGCGAUGCCGAGUACUACCCUGUUCCUCCCGUCGGAGAGUACGAGACUGUCCUUUGCCUGGCGGAGAGGAAGCUGAAUGCGUUCGGGCAAAUGCGGAACGGCGGCUUCAGCGAGCCCAAGUACAAGAUGUUCCAAAAGGCACUGUGGUACGGCCUGUACAACUACGCCACUGGCGUGCGCCGCUUCGGCCACCCUCUCGCCACUCUGCACAAGAGCCAGUUUCACCACCGUGGCAACAUGCUCUACGUCGCGCCGUGGGCAGAUGAUGGCCGCCCAGACCUCAUGCCCCGCGACUCCAUCGAAGAGGACUCUUCGUCUGAAGACGAGGACAACGGUGUCAUCGUCCGGGAGACCCCCUUCCAGCGCGGUGAAGACCUAAUCAUCGACGAGACCGAGCUACCUACUUUCCUCGACAACAUGGACAAAUGAAGCCUGGUCGCGCCGACCUAAGUUAGGCGACUUUAAUGGCGGAGCCUAACUUGCUAAGAACGUACUUGGGGUGACCCCUCUGGUGAUGGUGCACCCGUAGCCUAGCAUCCGUAGCCUAGAGGGGUUUGAAUUCCUGUUUGUCAGGAUCUCCCCGAAGUUGAUAUCUGGUUGUUGGUUUGUGCCUUUUCGCAGAAACGCGAAGGUGAAUCGGCGGGUACGCGGUCGUCGUCUUGGCUAUUUUUUUUCGGUCGUGCUCUUUGUCGUGUUGGUCUGUUUUAAUUGAGUGAAGCCAGAGGGCCAGGCAUACGCAGUGAGGCUUGUGCCGCUUGCACACUAUCAAUGACCUUAGCACGUGCGUGUGAUUGACGGCAGAUGAUGUUUCGUAUUUCACCUGUUGCCCACAUUAGUUUUUUGCUUGAUUGCGUUUUUAUCGAUAUGUUUUGUCUGCGAUGGAAUUCCCGUAGUUUUUCUUUGUU
Ectocarpus sp. CCAP 1310/34 is the source of this 2032-nucleotide messenger RNA. The record is from the annotation of a GenBank genome assembly. Lineage: Eukaryota; Phaeophyceae; Ectocarpales; Ectocarpaceae.